AAUUUUUGUUUUGGCCAGAUAAUAAUCAUGUUUUGUUUCUGUCAUUCUCUUUUUUACCAAUUCUUUGUGCGUUACCUGUGUGUUUUCAAGUUCUACUGAAAGGCAUAUAUAUUUAAUACGAGGAUGAAUUUCUAAUUCAAUUAGUUGUUAGAUUUUAAGAUUUUGGUAUAAAUUUUGAAACUUUAGAAUAUAUUAGGGCAAGAUUUAUAUUCUACCUCAGUUUCUUAUUUCCUUGCUUUGGGGUAUGUAAGAGAAAAGAUGUGAUUACAGAAUAAGAAAAAAAGAAUUUUUUAAAAAAUAAAGGUAUUUUCUAUUUCUGGGUUUUUUUUUGCUGGAGCUUUUCUGUGCACUACUGCCACCAUCCACGUUUACUGUCACUAUCAUCACAAAGUUCCACCACCGCUGCCAUCACAGCUUCUGGAUUUUAUUAGAAAAGUAUGAACUGAUGGAAGUUUUGAGGAUGGACUCAUCACCAACAAGUAAUAAUGAGAAGAUGGAUGAACACUUGGAGAGUAGUUGUUCCAUAAUUUUACUUUCUAACGAUUCCGAAGGAAAUAAUGAUGAUGACCACGCAACAUCAACAAAGACAGACUCUAUUUUUGAAGAAGACUGGAAAUGUGAAACUUGCUCUGAUGAUGAUCUACACGAGCCUAUAGUGAAGCUAAAGAGGCCUAAGAAGAAAAUUAGAUUAGCUAAAGAUAGUAAGAAGCAUAAUUACCAGCCGAGUAAUGCACUAGCUGAAAUUAAAGUGCAAGAGGUAGCUGCAGCUUCUAAUGUAGACAUGGUUCGUGAUAUCAGCAGAAAAGAUAUGGUCAAUAAAUCCAAUGGUAAAGACCUUCAGAUGCUUAGAAAAAAUAACGCUACUUGCGAAAAGUCUAUAAAAGAGCCUCAGGAGAAGCUAGUAGCAGAGCAUAAUUACCAGUCCAGUAAUGCACUAGUUGAAAUUAAAGUGCAAGAGGCAGCUACAACUUCUAAUGUAGACAAGAUUCGUGAUAUCAUCGAAAAAGAUAUGCACAAUAAAUCCAACAGUCAAGACCUUAAGAUGCUUAGGGAAAAUGGCACUGCUUACGAGAAGUCUAUAAAAGAGCCUCAGGAGAAGCUAGUAGCUGAGCAUCGAUAUCCUACACAAUCUGCAUUCGGUCAACUCAGAAAGGAGAAAUAUGCAAAACUUCGUGCAAGACAGCAGGCAAGAAUAAUGGAAACAAAGAAAAGAAGGGAGAGUAAUGGGAAAAUGGGAUUGAAGAACAAAUGCGAUGUUCCCCUUUUAAGUCCAGUAGGAGUAUUUAUACCGAAGAAGAAAAAUUCUCAUGUUCAAUUGAAGACCAAAAAUGCUGAAAGGGCAUUAUUGCAACCUCCUAAACACACUCUUGAAGGUGCAGAGGCUGGAAAUUCAUCUAGCAUGAGUUUGAUGAGUGGCAGGAAUAAGACUACUCUUAACACAUUAUCUCAUUUAGAGAAUAGUUCAAGUUCAGGUAUAUCAAGACAACCAACAACAACACCACUAAAGAAGCCAUCCGGUGUGGUGAUACAGAGAGACGAUGACAAAACCGGUAACUGGACCGAGUCGGAACUCGAUGCACUGUGGCUCGGUGUUCGAAGGCAUGGCCAAGGAAACUGGGAAGCAAUCAUUGCUGAUUCACAUUUGGGAUCAUCCUCCCUACUUCUCAAAACUCCCAAACAACUUUCCACAAGGUGGACAAAAGAGACCUUCAAAUUCUUCCCAUCUUAUCAACUACUUGCUCCAUCAUCACGGCCGCCGCCGCCACCGCCGCCACCACCACCACCACCACCACCACCACCUUCUUCAUUAGAGAAAAAUAAAGAGAAGAAGGUGGUUUAUGAUACCGCGGCAACUACGACGAAGUUGAUGCCGACUGAUCUUGAUAGGGUUCCUCCUCAUAUGUAUUUGGUGUAUGGGAUUAAGAGGAAGCCUUAUUUCACUGUUGAAGAUCAAAGCUCAAAGCAGAGGAACAUCAAUAUUCCUUCAGUUUCUGAACCCGCAGCCGGUGUUCAAGAAUGUUACUCUUCAGGGUUUUCUCAUCAAGAAGCUCAUCUUGCAAGUGCAAAUGUUACUCCUCAAAAGGCAUCAAUGUCUGGAGUUUCUCAUGAAGUGAUGAUUCAGCAUGCAAGUGCACCUCCUCGUCAAAGGGCAUCAUCACCAGUUUCUGGGUUGGCCCCUGUUGAAGAAUCUUCCUCAAAGGUUUGUGAUGCGAAUCAAAUUGCAUUAUCAAGUGCGAAAAAAUUACCAGAAACAGAAGCAGAAACAGUAGUGAUCUCUAUAUCAAAGGGUAAGGAAGCUUCAACAAGUGCUGCUGACGACGACGAUGAUGAGACUAAACCUCAGCAAAGGCUCCUUUUGGGUGGUCAAUUCCAACUUUCUGAUAUUCUUGAUCAGAUGAAGAACAAAAAAAGUAAUGCAGAAAAGAAGAAUAUUGAAGCUGAAGCUGGUACUAGCUCCAAUCCUUACCAUGUUGAUUCAGAUUAAACUCUCUUUCUCUCCAAUCCUUUUCAUGGGAUGAUGAAUUUAUAUGUAUGUAUAUAUGUAUGUUGGGUGUAAUUUAUGCUUUGAC
Messenger RNA from Arachis duranensis, 2570 nucleotides. RefSeq lists its product as uncharacterized. The record is from RefSeq and is a predicted model, not a curated record. The transcript has 14 exons. Lineage: Eukaryota; Viridiplantae; Streptophyta; Magnoliopsida; Fabales; Fabaceae. Bases 446 to 2485 code for a protein of 679 amino acids.